AUGAGCAAGAUAUACAAAAUCAAAAUUUUACUCAAUGCCGGAAAUGGGAAUGAAGAUUGUACAUCGGGCCACUGUAACAUGAAUCAUAAGAUAUCAACAAUAUGGAAGAGUCCAUAUAGAGGUGGUGAAUGGAAACCAUGCUUGCACAGAUCUUCAGAAGGCCUUCCUGAAUCAAAUGGAUACAUUUAUGUAGAGGCUAAUGGUGGCUUAAAUCAGCAAAGGACAUCGAUAUGCAAUGCUGUUGCUGUGGCUGGCUAUCUUAAUGCUACUCUUGUGAUCCCAAAUUUCCAUUUUCAUAGCAUCUGGAAGGAUCCUAGCAAGUUCAGCGACAUUUAUGAUGAAGAAUAUUUUGGCAAUAUCUUGAAAAAUGAUGUACGGGUGGUUGAAAAGAUUCCGGAGCACAUGAUGGAAAGAUUUGGCAGCAACAUGACAAAUGUUUUCAAUUUCAGGAUCAAGGCAUGGUCAUCCAUUCAGUAUUACAGAGACGUGGUACUCCCAAAGUUACUUGAAGAACGGGUUAUACGGAUUUCACCUUUUGCAAAUAGAUUGUCAUUUGAUGCUCCUCCAGCUGUCCAGCGUCUCAGAUGCUUAGCAAAUUAUGAGGCUUUACGAUUUUCAAGUCCCAUAUUGUCCCUGAGUGAAUCUUUGGUUGCAAGAAUGAGGAAGCAAAGCAUAGUGAAUGGCGGUAAAUAUGUCUCCAUACAUCUUCGUUUUGAAGAGGAUAUGGUUGCUUUCUCUUGUUGUGUUUUUGAUGGUGGGAGACAGGAGAAAGAUGACAUGGUUGCAGCAAGAGAAAGAGGUUGGAAAGGGAAAUUUACAAAACCUGGACGAGUUAUACGUCCUGGAGCAAUCAGGAUCAAUGGGAAGUGUCCCCUCACUCCAUUAGAGGUUGGCCUUAUGCUUAGGGGAAUGGGUUUUACAAAGAACACCUCCAUCUAUUUGGCAUCUGGAAAAAUAUAUAAUGCCGAGAUAACAAUGGCCCCUCUAAGGGAAAUGUUUCCUAAUUUGCAUACUAAGGAGACUUUAGCAUCCGAGGAGGAACUUGCCCCAUUUAAGAAUUAUUCUUCCAGGAUGGCUGCUAUAGACUACACAGUUUGUCUUCAUAGCGAGGUGUUUGUCACAACACAGGGCGGUAACUUCCCUCAUUUUCUACUGGGCCACCGGAGAUACUUGUAUGGUGGACACUCUAAGACAAUCAAGCCUGAUAAGCGGAAGUUGGCAUUACUCUUUGACAGUACCAAUAUUGGAUGGAGAAGUCUCAAGCGUCAAUUGCUAAGCAUGAGGUCACACAGUGACUCCAAAGGAAUUGAGCUCAAAAGGCCUAGUGACUCCAUAUAUAGCUUUCCAUGUCCAGAUUGCAUGUGCCACACAAAUAGAACUGUUGAUUCUAAAUCUUCAUCAGCAACUUGA
This is a messenger RNA of Vicia faba (fava bean), 1410 nucleotides long. NCBI's taxonomy places the organism in Eukaryota, Viridiplantae, Streptophyta, Magnoliopsida, Fabales, Fabaceae. The record is from the annotation of a GenBank genome assembly.